Molecule: messenger RNA, 339 nt
Organism: Paracoccidioides lutzii Pb01
Exons: 3
Coding region: 1-339 (112 amino acids)
Source: RefSeq, a predicted model, not a curated record
AUGGUCCUAAAAAUUGCAGGAACAGAGCCUCUGCGUAUUUUAAGCCAGUGCCAGCGGGGAUUUCCCGUGCUACAUUCUAUCGACUACGAUCUAGCAGAUAAGUCCCAAUUAUACCUAACGACUAACUAUCCGUAUGUUGAGUUCCCCCCAGUUAUGAAGCCCAGCCUCCGAAGAAUCAAGUCCCUCACCUGCAAUGGAUUUCAAUCAGAAUGUACGGCACCAACUGGUAUUCGUGCUUGCAUUGAUCUACUCAGCGUGGUGUUGCCUACCGGGCUAGUGUCAUAUAUCCUCACCAUUAGAUCCCAGUCAGAUGCCAUGACAAAUAUUUCCGUGUUCUAA